Belonocnema kinseyi is the source of this 3608-nucleotide messenger RNA. Its product is annotated as probable multidrug resistance-associated protein lethal(2)03659. Bases 54 to 3431 code for a protein of 1125 amino acids. Gene Ontology annotation, molecular function: ATP binding; ABC-type transporter activity; ATP hydrolysis activity. Gene Ontology annotation, cellular component: membrane. The record is from RefSeq and is a predicted model, not a curated record. The transcript has 9 exons. Gene Ontology annotation, biological process: transmembrane transport. NCBI's taxonomy places the organism in Eukaryota, Metazoa, Arthropoda, Insecta, Hymenoptera, Cynipidae.
UUUUGGACUGCAUUCUGAUUCACCAUUUGAAUCAUGCACUGCUUCAUUUAGGAAUGAAACUUCGGAUUUGCUGUAUUGCUCUUGUAUAUAGAAAAUGCUUGAAAAUAUCUAAGGCGUCUCUAGAAAACAAUGAGGCAUCAGGAGGUCAGAUCACAAAUUUUUUAAGUAACGACGUCUCUAUCUUUAAUGAGAUUUACCUUUUCAAUUUAUUGUGGAUUGGACCUAUUCAAGCAGUUAUUAUUACCUUGGUACUUUAUCAACAGAUGAACGUCUCUAGUUUUGUAGGCACUUCUAUUAUUUUCUUGAUCUUCCCUUUUCAAGUAUACUGUGGAAAGUGGGUAAAAAAUUUGACACAAAAAGUGUCCUUGAGAACAGAUAAGAGACUUUCACUAAUGAAUGAAAUAGUCGCUGGCGUACAAGUAAUUAAAAUGUAUGCUUGGGAAAAGCCCUUUUCUCAAUUAGUUAGGAAAGCUCGAACGAAAGAAGUGAGAGUAAAUAGGAAAAUACGCUAUAUAAGCUCCCUUGCAUACUCUCUUACAUCUUAUGUUCCUCAGCUUUGCAUUUUUUGUUUCGUAUUGUUUUACGUUCUGUCUGGAAAUAACAUUUCAGCAGAAAAAUUCUACAUGGUUACGGCUUUUUAUAACGAAUUGAGAAAUACUGCAACUCUUGCCUUCACUUACAGUGCCCAGUGUUUGGCAAGGUUAUUAGUGGUUAUCAAUCGCCUUGACAAUUUUCUAAUGCUUGAAGAGACAAAGGACUUGAGAUCACAGAAUGUUAAUGAACAAAACCUCAGCUGUGAGAGUGUAAUACGAAUAGUUCGAGCUUCGGCAAAAUGGUCACCCCAUGAUGAGAAAUAUACAUUACAUAACAUAAACCUUAAAAUUGAACGUGGUUCCCUUUCUGCAAUCAUUGGGCAAAUUGGGUCUGGUAAAAGUAGCUUCCUUCAUGUUAUACUCAAAGAACUACCACUCACAACGGGAACUAUUGACGUGUCAGGAACAAUUGGAUACGUCAGUCAACAACCUUGGGUGUUUGCUUCAUCUGUGAGGCAAAAUAUUCUCUUUGGUCUUCCGAUGGAUGACAAACGGUAUGCAGAAGUUGUCGAGGUUUGCCAAUUGAAAGAAGAUUUCGCUAUGCUCCCAUUCGGAGAUAAAACUCUUAUUGGUGAAAAAGGGAUAACACUCAGUGGAGGUCAAAAAGCAAGGAUUAAUCUGGCAAGGGCAGUAUACCUUGAUGCUGACAUAUAUCUACUGGAUGAUCCACUGUCAGCUGUUGACACUCAUGUGGGCAGAAAAAUAUUCGAAGAUUGUAUCUGCGGAUACUUAAAAGGAAAGACGAGAAUACUAGUAACUCAUCAGCUGCAGUAUCUGAAAACUGUAGAUCGGAUAUUGGUUUUAAAUAGAGGAUUAGUCAAGAUGAAAGAAACCUGUAACGAAAUUAACCUACAUGAUUCGGAAUUAGAGUUUAUUAAUACACGAACAGUUACAGACGAUAAUGUUGAUGAUGGUAAGGGAAAAUCAGAGUACAUCUUUAAAAAAGAGCAGUUGCCCUGUAUUGGAAGAAACUCUGACAAUGCGGAUCCAAAAGAGAUUCCUGAACAUCGAUCGGUUGGGAAUAUUUCCAAACGGAUUUAUUUGAGAUAUUUUAAAGCAGCUGAAAGUGUACCCAUUUUACUUUUAGUAAUGGUCUUAGGUAUCACUUAUCAAGUUGUUGCCACAUGGGGAGAUUUUUUUCUGGCAGGCUGGGUAAACAGAGUAGAUGAACGAACGAACAGAACUAUAGCAGAUGAUAUUGAUAACAUGUGGUACAUUCAAACGUAUAGUUCAUUCACCCUGUUGACUAUAAUUCUUGGAAAUGCUUUUUUUCUGAUACUUUGUGAGAUAUCUAUAAGAUCAUCCCAGAAUCUACACUCUCGAAUGUUUUACAGUAUUAUGCGCACUACGAUGUCGUUCUUUCAUGAAAACACCUCUGGAAGGAUCUUGAACCGGUUUUCAAAAGAUAUCGGAAUUACUGACAAGGAAUUAUCAUUUGUACUGCUAGAUGUUGCACAGAACAUUUUACUGUCGUUCGCAGCAGUUCUCAUCAACUGUUUUGUAAAUCCAUGGCUUGUAAUUCCUACUAUCGGCAUUGGUUCAGUGUUUUAUAUUUUGCACUUUAUCUACGUCAGAACUUUGCGCAGUUUAACACGAUUGGAAGCUAUAAAUCGAUCGCCAGUUUUUAAUCAUGUUAAUGCUACUCUUCAAGGCAUUACAACGAUCAGAGCAUUCAAAGCUGAGCAAAUUUUGACUGAAGAGUUCGAUAACUAUCAAGAUCUUCAUUCAUCCGCUUGGUACUUGUUUUUUUCUAGUUCAAGGGCAUUUGGCUACUACAUACAAUUCGUAUGUUCCCUUUAUGUAUCGCUUGUAAUGUAUUUAUUUGUCUCAGUAAAUUUCAACAUAUCAGCCAGUUAUGCAGGUUUAGUCAUCUCGCAAUGCAUAUUACUAGCUGACAGAUUGCAAUGGGGUAUCAGACAAUUUACAGAGAUGCAAGGCUACAUGACAUCUGUUGAAAGAAUUAUUGAAUACUCUGAUCUGGAUGAAGAAUCUCCUUUAGAAACCAGGCCAGAAAAUAAACCACGACCUGAGUGGCCUUUAGAGGGUUGCGUCGAAUUUAAAGAUGUUUGUUUAAGCUACAGUGCCACAGGACCUAUGGUGCUUGAGAAUCUAAACUUUGUGAUAAACUCGAAGGAAAAAGUAGGUAUCGUUGGUAGAACAGGAGCAGGAAAAAGUUCUAUAAUCGCUGCUCUUUUUCGACUAGCGUACUUGAAAGGUGAGAUUUACAUAGAUGGUCUGGCAACUGAUAAACUGGGCUUGCACGAUGUACGAACCUGUAUCAGUAUUAUUCCGCAAGAGCCUCUACUUUUUGCUGGCACUAUAAGACUAAACUUGGAUCCUUUUGGGAAUUACUCAGACGAUGAGCUGUGGCAAGCCUUGGCAGAGGUGGAACUGAAGAAUUUUAUUAUGGGUUUUGAUGCUCAACUACAAGCUAAAGUAUCUGACGGUGGUUUCAAUUUCAGUGUUGGUCAACGUCAACUUCUUUGUUUAGCACGUGCCAUCGUUAGAAAUAAAAAAAUUUUAGUUCUUGAUGAAGCUACAGCAAAUGUUGACCUUAAAACAGAUGACCUUAUUCAGAAGACUAUCAGAACAAAAUUUAAGGACUGCACGGUUUUUAUUAUUGCUCAUAGAUUGAACACGGUGAUGGAUUGUGAUAAAUUCAUUGUGAUGGAUUCCGGUUCCAUGGUGGAAUUUGGUCAUCCUUAUGAUCUCUUAAGAAACAAAGGACACUUAUACAACAUGGUACAACAGACUGGAACAGAAAUGGCAAAUGUUCUCGAGAAGAUGUCGGAAAACGGUUAUGGCAGUGAUAUAAAGCAAAUUAAGAAGCGUAGUUAGAUAAGGGAACAUUUUGAAAAUUGCUCACAUUAAGCAGCAUUAAGCAUACUCUAUUGAGUAGUCAUCGCACGAUAAUAAAUAUGUUUUAUCCCAUAGGUAUAUUUUCCAAUGAUUUUUUACCUAUUUCCUAAUUACAAUAAUUAUAAUGUAGCAGAAAUAGGUGUUUUUUGUCCUCAA